GCAGCAGCUAACAAGCAGCACUGACUGCACACAUCAACUUUCAGCUUGUAGCUCACAACUUUUACAGAGUUUAAAAGAAAAAAGGAAAAACUGGAGUAAAGAGUCAGGCAGCAGCUUCUCUUCAGUCACAGUUCAGUCAGCGGGAAACAAGGAAGUGAACAGCUGUCUGACUUCUCUUAAUUUCCGCCGGAAAAAGGAUGCCGAUGUGCAAAUGUUGACUGUGAAGUUUCCUCUGUGAAGAAGUGUCUCCAGACUGGGACAUGUUAUCUCUCAGAGCCAGGCCUCCUCUGUCCUGACACAGGGAGUUUUACAGCCGAGAUCCUGAUUGUCUACCUCAAUACACGUGGAGUCCGCUCCUACUGUUCUACCUCUUUGGACCUCUGCUACUUUUUUUUUUUUUUUCCUACCUCAGCACACAUGUUUAGUUGCACGUAGCUGUUAUCAGCCAGCUUGGAAAGCCUAACAGAUCCUUCAGUUUGUCAGCAAGCUCUCAGGUGUCAGUCAUCCGGUGUCAGCGUAACACAGUUGACUGGGUUUCUUCCUGCUUUUUUAUCCUCCCGUAAUCGCUCUCCGACCUCGCACAGCCCCUGCUGGGGAGGAGCCACCCGAAGCCGCCAUGUCGCACGGAGGUUUGUGAUGUCCGAGCCCUGCAACGGACUGACACCAGGAGAAGGAACGGGACAGGGGCAGGGUCAAAGAGACACUCCUCGAUUUUUGGUUGGCUGUGAAGAUGAUGAGCAGCACUUGGGCCAAACGGAGGCAAGCAUGAAGAACGAGAUGUUUCGAGAAGAGGAGUUGGAAGAUGACGAUGAUGAGUCGCCAUCGGAGCGACAGAUUGUGGUCGGCAUAUGCGCCAUGAUGAAGAAGUCAAAUUCCAAGCCCAUGACUCAGAUCCUGGAGCGGCUUUGUAAGUUUGACUACAUCACCGUGGUCAUCUUCCCGGAGGAGGUGAUCCUGGAGGAGCCGGUGGAAAAAUGGCCUCUCUGCGACUGCCUCAUCUCCUUCCACUCCAAAGGUUUCCCUUUGGACAAAGCUGUGGAGUAUGCAAAACUCAGGAAUCCACUGCUCAUCAACGACCUCAACAUGCAGUAUUUCAUACAGGACAGGAGGGAAGUGUACCGUAUCCUACAGGAAGAGGGCAUUGACCUACCUCGUUAUGCUGUGUUAAACCGAGACCCCGACAAACCUGAAGAGUGUAACCUGGUGGAGGCGGAGGACCAUGUUGAGGUGAACGGGGAAGUGUUCCCUAAACCUUUUGUUGAGAAACCUGUGUGUGCUGAGGACCACAAUGUGUACAUCUAUUACCCGACAUCUGCUGGCGGAGGCAGCCAGAGACUCUUCAGAAAGAUUGGAAGUCGGAGCAGUGUGUACUCCCCAGAAAGCAGCGUACGAAAGACUGGAUCCUACAUCUACGAGGAGUUCAUGCCCACAGAUGGUACAGAUGUGAAGGUUUACACUGUGGGUCCAGACUACGCUCAUGCAGAGGCACGGAAGUCUCCUGCGCUGGACGGGAAGGUAGAGAGAGAUAGCGAAGGGAAGGAGAUCCGAUACCCUGUCAUGCUCACCGCCAUGGAGAAACUAGUGGCCCGUAAGGUCUGCAUGGCCUUCAAGCAAACAGUUUGUGGGUUUGACCUGCUCAGAGCCAACGGACACUCCUUCGUCUGUGACGUCAACGGCUUCAGUUUUGUCAAAAACUCCAUGAAAUAUUACGAUGACUGUGCCAAAGUCCUGGGGAACAUGGUGAUGAGAGAGUUAGCCCCACAGUUUCACAUCCCCUGGUCCAUCCCGAUGGAAGCUGAAGAUAUCCCCAUUGUCCCGACAACCUCAGGAACCAUGAUGGAGCUGCGCUGUGUUAUCGCCAUCAUCCGCCAUGGAGACCGCACACCAAAGCAAAAGAUGAAGAUGGAAGUCCGACAUCCUCUAUUCUUUGACUUGUUUGAGAAGUAUGGAGGCUACAAAUCAGGAAAACUAAAGCUGAAGAAGCCAAAACAGUUACAGGAAGUGCUGGAUAUCGCCCGCCUGCUGCUGGUCGAACUCGGCCAGCACAACGACUGUGAGAUCGAGGAGAAGAAGUCUAAACUGGAGCAACUCAAGACUGUCCUGGAGAUGUACGGCCAUUUCUCAGGUAUCAACAGGAAAGUCCAGCUGACCUACCUGCGUCACGGCCAACCUAAAGCCUCCAGUGAAGAAGAAGACUCUAAGAAGGACAGCCCAUCUCUGCUGCUGGUCCUGAAGUGGGGCGGAGAGCUAACACCUGCAGGCCGGGUUCAGGCUGAGGAGCUGGGCAGGGCCUUUCGCUGCAUGUACCCUGGAGGUCAAGGUGACUACGCUGGCUUUCCUGGUUGUGGCCUCCUGCGCCUGCACAGCACUUACCGUCAUGACCUAAAGAUCUACGCCUCAGACGAAGGCAGGGUGCAGAUGACAGCCGCUGCUUUUGCCAAGGGACUGCUGGCUCUCGAAGGGGAACUGACUCCAAUCCUGGUCCAGAUGGUGAAGAGUGCAAACAUGAAUGGACUGCUGGACAGUGACAGUGACUCUCUGACCGACUGCCAACAGAAGGUGAAGGCCAGACUGCAUGAUAUCAUGCAGAAGGACCAGGAGUUUACACAGGAGGACUAUCAGAAGUUGGCCCCCACUGGCAGCCCAUCGCUGGUGAACUCCAUGAACAUCCUACAGAACCCCGUCAAGACCUGUGACAAAGUGUACGCACUCAUUCAAAACCUCAACGCACAAAUCCGAAAGAGACUGGAGGACCCCAAGUCUUCAGAUCUGCAGCUCUACCACAGUGAGACGUUGGAACUAAUGUUGCAGCGCUGGUCCAAACUGGAAAGAGAUUUCCGUAAUAAGAAUGGCCGCUACGACAUCAGCAAGAUCCCAGAUAUCUAUGAUUGUAUCAAAUAUGACACACAGCACAAUGCCUCGCUUGGUCUGGAGGAAACGCUGGAGCUGUUCAGACUGUCACGAGCCCUGGCUGACAUCAUCAUACCACAGGAGUAUGGCAUCAGCAGAGCGGAAAAACUGGACAUCGCUCAGGCGUACUGUGUUCCUCUGAUGAAGAAAAUCCAGCUGGACCUGCAGAGGACUCAUGAGGAUGAAGCCGUUAACAAGCUGCAUCCCCUAUAUUCUCGAGGUGUGAUGUCUCCCGGUCGUCAUGUCCGCACACGUCUCUACUUCACCAGCGAGAGCCACGUUCACUCCCUGCUCAGUGUUUUCCGCUACGGAGGACUGCUGGAUGAGGAGAAGGACCAGCAGUGGAAACAGGCCAUGGACUACCUGAGUGCUGUGUCUGAACUCAAUUACAUGACGCAGAUUGUCAUCAUGCUGUAUGAAGACAACAAUAAGGAUCCUUCUUCAGAGGAGCGUUUUCAUGUGGAGCUCCACUUCAGUCCGGGAGUCAAAGGAUGUGAAGAUGAGGAAAAUGUACCUCUCGGCUUCGGCUUCCGCCCAGCCUCCUCAGAGAAUCAAGACAAAAAGCCCAAUCAGGGCAGUCUGGAGGACCUCUCCCAGGACCAAACAGACCAGGCACUUAAUAUCUCUGAGCCCAUCAACAUCCAACGGAGGUCACCCAUGAUCCGCAACCGCAAGACCGGCUCCAUGGAGGUCCUCUCUGAGACCUCUCCCACCCAGUCAUCCAAAGGCUCCACAUCCCACCGACUCUUCCCCUCGUGUUCGCGCCAGUCUCCUGAGAUCAAACCAGCCAGUGGUCUAGGUGGGCACCUCUUCUCUGCUUUUCCUUACACAGGCUCGCUCUGCUCUGGCCUCUUCAGUGCCUCCGCCCUCGGGGUGUCCUGUAGCGCCCCCAACCUGCGAGACUACGUCCGCACGCACCACCACCAUCGAAAACCACCCCUGUCCCCCGGCAGUGUGCCGAUUGGCAUGUUUGAGCUGUUCUCUAUGCCGGCAGUAAAGAGAUUUUCUGUGUCGUUUGCCAGGCAUCCGACUAAUGAGCCGUCAGAUGAGCUCCUGCUGGGGUUUGCUCCUCUGGCUGUGGACGGGGCCAUGGCCCACCACCUGCACCACUGCCCCUACCACCUUCGUCUCCUCAAGACCUGGCUGAAGUCUGGUCAGGAGCUCACAGAAUCUCUCUACGGUUUUGAAGGCUGCUCCAUGGUGCCCUCUAUCUACCCGCUGGAGACGCUGCACAACUCGCUCUCGCUGAAGCAGGUGGACGAGUUCCUCAACACCAUGUGUGAGAGCAGCAGUGAGGCCCACGCCAAGACCAUGAAAGCACUGUCCGGCCUGUUCGACUCUCAGAGCCAGACGUCUCUCUACAGCCCACAGCAGCCUCUGUCCUCCUCUGGAUCUGAGACGUCUCUUCGCCCGCCGAGCCAGCCCCUAUGGCACGGCAGCAUCCCCUCCAGUGCUGUAUCCAGUGCGGGCCCCUCGUCUCCGAUCACAGAGAGCUCUGGACUGAACUUCAGCUUCAGUGAGUAGACUGCAUCUAUAAAACACAAGGACUUCUGGGUAUCUGAGGACAAGAUCUGAAGACUUCAGUUUGUCCGUCUUUCCCUCCUUUUUCUUCUGCGGCACAUUCACAUAAAGACACUGGAGGAGAUGCUGAUACUGGAGAGAGAAGCCAGCAUUCAGACAUUUAACCACUCUGACUCUACACAUGGACCCUUCUGAU
Messenger RNA from Scomber japonicus (chub mackerel), 4627 nucleotides. It is a transcript of the gene ppip5k1b, whose product is annotated as diphosphoinositol pentakisphosphate kinase 1b. Gene Ontology annotation, biological process: inositol metabolic process; inositol phosphate biosynthetic process. The transcript is spliced from 31 exons. NCBI's taxonomy places the organism in Eukaryota, Metazoa, Chordata, Actinopteri, Scombriformes, Scombridae. Gene Ontology annotation, cellular component: cytosol. Bases 637 to 4434 code for a protein of 1265 amino acids. The record is from RefSeq and is a predicted model, not a curated record. Gene Ontology annotation, molecular function: inositol hexakisphosphate kinase activity; diphosphoinositol pentakisphosphate kinase activity; 5-diphosphoinositol pentakisphosphate 1-kinase activity.